AUGGCUCCGAAGAAGCCUGUCCAAGAGGAAAAACUCCUCCUCGGCAGGCCGGGCAACAACCUCAAGAGCGGCAUCGUUGGGCUUGCGAAUGUCGGUAAAUCAACGCUGUUCCAGGCAAUCACCAAGUGCCAUCUCGGUAACCCUGCCAAUUUCCCGUAUGCCACCAUUGACCCCGAAGAGGCCCGCGUCAUUGUGCCCGACGAGCGGUUCGACUGGCUGGUAGAGCACUACAAGCCCAAGUCGGUCGUGCCUGCCAAUUUGACCGUCUACGACAUUGCUGGUCUCACAAAAGGCGCGUCAACUGGCGCUGGUCUGGGAAACGCUUUCCUUUCGCAUAUUCGAGCUGUCGAUGCCAUCUUCCAGGUUGUCCGAUGCUUCGACGACGCCGAGAUCAUUCACGUCGAGGGCGACGUGGACCCCGUCCGCGACCUGAACAUCAUCAGCGAGGAAUUGCGCCUCAAGGAUAUCGAGUUCGUCGAGAAAGCUCAUGAGAGGCUCGUCAAGGAAACUAGGAGAGGCGGCCAGAGCCUGGAGAUGAGGAAGUUGAAGGAGGAGCAGGCCACCGUAGAAAAGAUCCUUGACAUGCUCAAGAAUGGCAAGGACGUGCGGAGGGGCAACUGGACACCGAAGGAGGUCGAAGUCAUCAAUCCCCUCUUCCUCCUCACCGCCAAGCCUGUCGUCUAUCUCGUCAACCUCAGCGAGAGGGACUACAUCCGCCAGAAGAACAAGCACCUCCCCAAGAUUGCCCAAUGGGUCAAGGAAAACACGGAGGGUGACCCUAUCAUCCCAGUUUCCGUUUCUCUCGAAGAGCGUCUGGGAGCCAUUACCGAAGAGGAGGCCGCCGAGGAAUGCAAGAAGCUCGGCACCAAGUCCGCGCUGCCCAAGAUCAUUGUCACCAUGCGUAAAGCUCUCAAUCUCGGCAGCUUUUUCACAACUGGUGCAGACGAGGUCAGGCAAUGGACGAUACGAAAUGGUACCAAGGCCCCGCAGGCUGCUGGAGUCAUUCACGGCGAUUUCGAGAAGACGUUCAUUCAGGCGAUCGUGUAUAACUACAACGUGUUGAAAGAGGAGGGUGACGAGGCAGGUGUCAAGGCGAAGGGCAAGGUCAUGACCAAGGGCAAGGACUACGUGGUCGAGGAUGGUGACAUUUUGCUCAUCAAGGCCGGUGCUGCGAAGGGUUAA
Molecule: messenger RNA, 1182 nt
Organism: Trematosphaeria pertusa
Lineage: Eukaryota; Fungi; Ascomycota; Dothideomycetes; Pleosporales; Trematosphaeriaceae
Product: GTP-binding protein-like protein YchF
Exons: 4
Coding region: 1-1182 (393 amino acids)
Cellular component (GO): cytoplasm
Molecular function (GO): ATP binding; ATP hydrolysis activity; GTP binding
Source: RefSeq, a predicted model, not a curated record